This is a messenger RNA of Phasianus colchicus (ring-necked pheasant), 2892 nucleotides long. It is a transcript of the gene CAMKMT, whose product is annotated as calmodulin-lysine N-methyltransferase. NCBI's taxonomy places the organism in Eukaryota, Metazoa, Chordata, Aves, Galliformes, Phasianidae. Gene Ontology annotation, molecular function: calmodulin-lysine N-methyltransferase activity. Gene Ontology annotation, cellular component: cytoplasm. The record is from RefSeq and is a predicted model, not a curated record.
UCCCGCAUGGCCGACGCUGCCGGCUCUCCGCGCCGCCCCGCCGCGGGCAGGUGCGGAGGGAGCGGUGCGGGAGCGGCGAGAGCCCGCUGGAGGCUGCUCGGACAGGUUCUGAAGAAAAAGCACUUGAAAGAUGUGCAUCUCCAACAAGUGUCUGUGAGAAGAUUCACAUCGUUCAAUCUCUUUUCAGUAGAUGGCCAGAAUACUGAAGAGGAAACUGGGAUCUGGGUUCAGUAUAAAAGCAUCUUUUAUCCUGAGUAUAGUGUGUCCAUAAGAUUGCACAACGGACUCCUAAAUGUUAAAGAUGUUCUUACAAGCUUUGACAACACAGGAAAUGUCUGUCUCUGGCCAUCUGAAGAAGUACUGGCUUACUACUGCCUAAAGCAUAGGGAAAUAUUCAGGGACCUUGCUGUGUGUGAGCUAGGGGGUGGCAUGACAUGCUUGGCUGGGCUCAUGGUUGCUAUUUCUGCAGAUGUCAAAGAAGUUCUGUUAACUGAUGGAAAUGAAAAGGCCAUCAAAAAUGUAAGUGACAUUGUCACAAGAAAUGUAAUUGCAGGAGUAUUUAAGACUCAGAAAGUGUCAAGCUGCAUUUUACGAUGGGAUAAUGAGACAGAUGUCUCUCAACUGGAAGGACAUUUUGACAUUGUUAUGUGUGCUGACUGCCUGUUUCUGGACCAGUACAGAGCUAGCCUUGUUGAUGCAAUAAAGAGAUUACUCCAACCCAGUGGAAAAGCAAUGGUAUUUGCUCCACACAGAGGGAAUACUUUAAACCAGUUUUGCAAUCUAGCUGAAAAAGCUGGUUUCUCUAUCCAAAGACAUGAAAAUUAUGAUGAACACAUUUCGAACUUCCACUCCAAGUUGAAAAAUGAAGAAAAAGACACAUAUGAUGAAAACCUCCAUUACCCUCUUCUUCUUGUUUUAACCAAACACGGAUAGAAGAUGGCACUUUUUUGAUGUCAUUUCAAGAUGGACUGCUAAAAAUUAACCCAUGUACGUGGAUAGUCAGGAAAUGGGAGGAUUCUGUUCCCCCCUUUUAUUCUUGAGUCAUCAUCAGAGAAAUAUUUUAAUGUAAGUGCCGAGGAAGAUAUCUGGUUUGUUUCACAGUGUGUAAACAUUGUGACUUUAUUUUGAUAUCAUUUUAGAAUGUAUUUUUCCAAUUAUUUUUCAGCCUAAACACCAUCAGACAUGAAAUGCAUACAUUAACCAAGGUGUGAAAGCUGGCUUCCUUCUCUUUUGUGCCUUUAAACUUGUAUGUAUUUUGUUAACCUCUUUAAAUGUUAUUUUGGGGCCAUAUUUGAAAAUACAUGAAUAAUACGCUUUGUGGUUUUACAUAACUGCCUGUAAAGUUAUAAAUGCAUUCACCUUUAAUUAGUAAGGAAAUGGUUGUCUUAGAAUCUUUAAAAGGUGCACCUAUUACAUCCUCAGGUUUUUAUUCCCUUUGUUUUUUAAAUUCAGCAGUUGAUUUUUCUGUCGAUAAUUGAAGUGUCCUUAUUUGCUGUGAUGAAGGCUUUUUUUUUAAUACAUACAGAGAUGUCUGUGUGUAUCAUUUUUUUAUUUUUUUUUCCAGCAAGACUUUUCCUCUUCUAGAUGUAUAAGAAAUUAUGCGUCAGACAAAAGCCUCAUAAACUGACCAUUUGUCCUUUGGACACAAUAGCCUGCCCAGCCCCUCUGCUCCUCCUCUCCAAUUAUGUGUGAUUAGUCUCAGUGUGUUGUGUCAAGAAGGGGGAGUGUGCUGAGUGCUUAUUAUCUGUUUAGGUACAAGAAGAGCACAUUUAGGUUCUGACUAUGAAUGGAAAGUGAGCCUUUAUCGGGACUAAAAUCUAAAUGCUACUAUUCUGAAAAUCACUUUAAAAAAUACAUCCUUUUUUGAUAGAUUCUGAGAAAGACUCUAACAACUAAAGGAGUUUGUAACGUAAUCAAACUGCCUCGCUCAAAUUAGUUUGCAUUGUGAUAUAUCAUGGCCCAAGAGUUUGAUAAACAUUUAAUAUGACUUCCUGUGCUGGGAAAGAAGAAAUCCUACCAAGAGACAAGAACUAUUUCUUUUUCUCUUAACAGGUUAAUAGAACAUUUUACCAACUUCUGACAAAAAGAAAGCUGGAAUCAUUACAGAAUCCUGUACUCUCUCUUAAGCCAGAACAAUUUUAAAAUGAUGAAAAAGAGAAAGAGUAUAUCUGAAAGAGGGAGGUACUAUCUAGGAAGCAGAGAGAAUGCUGAAAUAUAUUAAUUAAAAGAACUGCAGUUUGGUAAUAAGCGUUCUUCCAUAUUCAACAAAUUGGGCAGCAUGUAAACCACAAGCUCAUGAAGGUCCUUUUCUCUUUGCACUUCUGCUCAAAUUUCUUCACUACCGGUUUGCAUGUCCUUGUAUUCAAUACUUUUUAUGCUCCAUUAGAGCACCUAGAUGGAUCUCAGAAGGCAUAGGUCAAGUCGCAGUUAGAUCAUACAUUUCUUUCUCACAAAAACUUGAAUUGCAAUGCCAAGUGAUGGGCUAACAUCACAAUAACAGCAAUUUAUUCCUCUUUUGAUAAAAAGCAGCCUAUUCUCAGUGUUAGAUAAAGACCAGGGGCAAUGCAAACCAACCAUUUAUACUAGAACUGAGUAGUAUAUCUCCCUUAUAGCUGGUAUGAGUUUCAUAUUCAAACUCUAGUUGGAAGAUACCUGUCUAGCAGGAAAUGAAAAGUAAUUGAGAGUUAUUUAAAAUUGCUGUAAAGGUGGCUUUAGUUCCAUUUUUCUUUUGUUCUAUGUGUCCCACACAGCAAAGCCUUUGUUUUCUUGUAAGGGAAAUCUUUAUAAUCAAUGAAGGAGUGUAAAAAAUAGUGAAAUAUUACAAUUUGUGGACCUUUUAUUUCUGAGAGGGCUUGAAUGUCUGCUGUAACAAUAAUCUAAUAAAUAUUAUUA